GAUCGCCAUUGCGCGAGUGAUUUUUUAAACUUUCGAUUUCGAGGUAGAGAAAAGUUGAUCUUGAAGGCUCGCACUGUAACGGCACAUUUAUUUAUAACUCCUUACUAGAACACAACAAAAAUGGAGCCUGGAGCGCUACUGGUUUGUGUAGGACUUCUGUUUUUUAAUUCAAAACGUGUCUCUUCUGCUGUCUGUGAUGUGAAUAUUGACCCCUCUAGAGUCGUGGUGAGAUUUGGAGACCCAUUGACUGUCAACUGCUCCACAACACGUGAAGAUGUAUUGGGGGCUGGCUGGGAGUCUUCUGUUUCCCCUGUGAAUGAACCAGAUAGUAAAAUAGCAGUUUGGAAUGUCAGCAGCCUCACUGUUUGGGAUGCAGAGCCAAAAUGCUUUAUAAACUACAACAAUGAACCCCGUCAGUGUGUAAAAAAACUGGAUUUGGUUAUUUACAAGUAUCCAGAAAGCGUCUCCCUCAUUGCUCCUGACUUUAUGAAGAUUGGUGUAGAAUCCACUAUAAUGUGCCAGGUCCUAGAUGUGGCUCCUGCCAGAUAUGUCAGUGUGAAGCUGUAUAAGGGAGAUGAACAGCUUGGGAGUAGAAGCUUUACUCAUGACUCAACACGGUUUCCUGUGAAUGAAAGCAUCCCCUUCCCAGUAACACCAACCAGAACAGGCAAUGGAGCGGAGUACACUUGUGUGGCAGAGCUUCAAUUGGGACCCGAAGGACCGAAACCAAAUCCAGAAAAACGCUCUCCUCCCUUGAAAAUCCCAGUAGUUUACAAGCCCAGUCUAUUGAGCGCUGCUGAAGAAAAUGUUGAAGUUCAUGAAGGGGGCAGUAUAGUUUUAAAAUGCUCUGCUGAUGGGAACCCAGCCCCCACGUAUGAGUGGAAAUACCCCAAAGCUGAUAAUGUACAGGAGAUAACGAAGGAUGGAGUGUCUACUGUAAAUAUCACAAGAGCCUCGUCUAGCAAUGCCAGGGUUUAUGAAUGCCAUGCUAAAAACACAUAUGGGGUCGCAAUGAAGAACAUCACUCUUAAUGUUUCCAGCGAUUCAGCGCAGUGGGGAAGAAGCCAUUGGACUGGGAUUAUUGGAGUUGUGAUUGUGGCUACUUCAGUGAUAGUAUUUAUCUGAAGAAUGUAGAGGCGUGUUUUGUGAAGCAGAUCGAAGAAAUAUAUCUUAAAUGCUAGUUAGCAGCCUGCCUUAUGCUACACAUUCUUUUAUUUUUAUUUUUUAUUUUGUGUUCAGAGCCAGAGUCAUAUAUGGAGCUUGUUAACAUAAUCCUAAAAGGACACAAGAAUAUCUACUGUACCAUUUGAAGUAGAUUAUUCUUUUAAUGCUGUGUGUCGAAUCGUGUCAUGCCAUGAAAUCCUACCCUAUGUACAGGAGCAACCCCUUGGAUUAUGAUUAUUCUUAUUACUGGAGUUGUUAUUGCUAUUGCUAUAAUAGCAGGAGGAAUCAGAUUCUGCGGAAGACGAAAAUCCGAAAGUGUUUUGUGAAGCAGAUCGAAAGAAUACUGCUUAAAUGUUCAUGAUAGUCAGCAGCCUCUUAUGCUACAAAUUCUUUGUGAAUCUUGACUCUAUGUUUUUUUUUGUGCUCAGAGCCAAAUAUGGAGCUUGUUUUCAUAAUCCUAAAAGGACACAAGAAUAUCUACUGUACCAUUUGAAACAGAUUGUUCUUUUAACGCUGUUUAACAGUGUGUUGAGCCAUGCUAUGCCAUGAAAUCCUACCCACAGAAGAACACUUAAAGUACAGCAAGAAGAGUCAUUCAUUCAUUGUAAUUACAGACUCUUAACAUGCAAUAUGAUAAUAAUGGAUUAAUGCAUUAAUGAACUGCAUGUUGUUUUUUUGGCAAAUGUUCACCAAAUUGCAUAUUCUGAAAUUGUUAAUGCCUCUGUUUUUUUUUGGUUUUUUUUUACGUGCAAUGCUUAUUUGCUUAAAUACAACGCUAUGCAUCUUUAAAACACAAAAGAUACUGUAUUUACUGGUUCUCUUGCAUGUUAUAAUAGCAUGGUACAAAAUGACAGCAGUUACUAUUAUUUAUUUCUUAGCAGAUGCCCUUAUCCAGGGCAACUUAUAAUUGUUACAAAAUAUCACAUUAUUUUUACAUACAAUCACAUUAUUUUUUUUACACAGUAUUUUUACAUAUAAUUACCUGUUUAUACAGUUGGGUUUUUUACUGGAGCAAUCUAGGUAAAGUACCUUGCUCAAGAGUACAGCAGCAGUGUCCUUCACCUGGGAUUGAACCCACGCCCCAACGGUCAAGAGUCCAGAGCCCUAACCACUACUCCACUCUUCUGCCCCUAACAACACACUGGCUUCUGUAUCAAGUGACAUUUACUGCUAUGACAGUUCAGUAACCGCAGGCUACAUAAAGCUUACUUAUCCCAUAUAAUGCAAAUGUUUCAUUACCAUUGUUUUUUU
Acipenser ruthenus (sterlet) is the source of this 2415-nucleotide messenger RNA. Its product is annotated as vascular cell adhesion protein 1-like. The coding region runs from base 121 to 1125 and encodes 334 amino acids. The transcript is spliced from 5 exons. Gene Ontology annotation, molecular function: integrin binding. NCBI's taxonomy places the organism in Eukaryota, Metazoa, Chordata, Actinopteri, Acipenseriformes, Acipenseridae. The record is from RefSeq and is a predicted model, not a curated record. Gene Ontology annotation, cellular component: membrane. Gene Ontology annotation, biological process: cell-cell adhesion.